CUCGGCGAAUUUUGUUCAGCGUGUAUCAUAUUUCGACGAUGUUUUGUCCGACGACGAAACAUGUACGGGCUACAUAGAGAUAGAAUUCGAGUUUCGCCGGGAGUGAGUCGCGCGGGUUAUCAAAAUUUUUCGAUUUAGUUUCUAAAAAAUUUCGGCUUUUAUCCGUGCCAGGAUGGAGGGAGCCAAAGCCGGUUGUUUUUUGUAUCGAUGAUAAUUAGAAUAUUUUUAGUAAACUUGAUAGAGAAACAGUCAUGUGGACAACAUUUAAAAGUCAGGUGUUCCCUUGGGUGCUACUCUUUCUACACACCACUCAUUUUGGUAACUGCUCAGAGGAUGAGGAGCGGCUAGUGCGGGAUCUGUUUAGAGGAUACAAUAAAUUGAUACGCCCGGUUCAGAAUAUGACUGAAAAAUUGGACGUGCGAUUUGGUUUGGCUUUCGUUCAACUUAUCAAUGUUAACGAGAAAAAUCAAAUUUUAAAAUCAAACGUCUGGCUGCGGUUGGUGUGGAACGAUUAUCAAUUACAGUGGGACGAGGCGGACUAUGGAGGAAUAGCAGUUCUAAGGUUACCACCAGACAAAGUGUGGAAGCCGGACAUAGUUUUAUUUAAUAACGCUGACGGAAAUUAUGAGGUCAGGUAUAAAUCAAACGUACUUAUAUACCCCAACGGGGAAGUCUUAUGGGUGCCCCCAGCAAUUUACCAGAGUUCGUGUACAAUAGAUGUAACAUAUUUUCCAUUUGACCAGCAAAAGUGUAUAAUGAAAUUCGGUUCCUGGACGUUUAACGGAGACCAAGUGUCGUUAGCCCUUUAUAACAAUAAAGAGUUCGUAGAUUUGUCCGAUUAUUGGAAAUCAGGUACUUGGGACAUAAUAGAAGUACCCGCCUACCUCAACAUUUACGAAGGAGACCAUCCCACGGAAACCGAUAUCACUUUUUAUAUAAUAAUACGAAGAAAAACUUUAUUUUACACAGUGAAUUUAAUACUCCCGACUGUACUCAUUUCAUUUUUAUGUGUUUUAGUUUUUUACUUGCCUGCGGAAGCAGGAGAAAAGGUAACGUUAGGAAUUAGUAUUUUACUAUCACUCGUUGUAUUUCUGUUGUUGGUAUCGAAAAUCCUGCCACCGACAUCGUUGGUAUUGCCGCUCAUAGCCAAGUACCUCCUUUUUACGUUCAUUAUGAACACUGUUAGUAUACUUGUUACUGUAGUUAUUAUUAAUUGGAACUUCAGGGGUCCUAGAACACACAGAAUGCCUUCAUGGAUUAGAUUCGUGUUUUUGAAUUAUCUGCCAGCAAUGAUGUUAAUGAAAAGGCCUCGGAAAACGAGGCUAAGGUGGAUGAUGGAAAUGCCUGGAAUGGGUGUUCCUCCUCAUCCUUAUGGGGUACCCGGUGAUAUUCCUAAACACAUUAGUUCUGUCGAAUCCCAAAAUAAAGUAGAAGUAAUGGAAUUGUCAGAUCUACACCACCAUCCUAAUUGCAAGGUGAAUAGAAAAACAAACGCUGACAUAGGCGUCCCGGUGGGGGCUCCGGACAGCUGUAGGAGAGAGAGUGAAAGUUCCGACUCCAUACUUCUUUCACCGGAAGUUUCCAAGGCUACGGAAGCCGUUGAGUUUAUAGCUGAACAUUUACGCAACGAAGAUUUGUAUAUACAGACACGGGAAGACUGGAAAUAUGUGGCAAUGGUAAUAGAUAGACUACAACUAUACAUGUUUUUUAUCGUGACAACAGCUGGAACAGUUGGAAUAUUGAUGGACGCACCCCACAUCUUCGAAUACGUCGAUCAAGAUAAGAUAAUAGAGAUUUAUCGCGGUAAAUAGAAGAAGAAGAAAAAAAAACAGAUACUUCUUCUGAUCCAGGCUCUCAAAUCAUGUGGCUUCCAUAUGCGAAACUCACAACAAAGGCCUAUAGUUCGGAAAAUAGUGUAAUGCGACUGGCGGCAAAACAUCAAAUGAUAAUAGGGUUUUUUCAACAAAUUUAAUGAAUCAUUACGGAUGAUUAUUAGUUAAGUUUUUAAGUAAAUUACCGCAUCGUCCGCGCGUGUGAAAUUCGAAAACAAUUAUUUAUUUAUUAUAUCGCUGAUUGACAAUCGAUGAAUGAAAUCCGUGUGUGCAAAUAAUUGCGAGAAAAAAAAAUUACAAAACGAUAUCGUCUUUUGCCGCUACCAAUAAUGUUUAUAGUCUAAUAAAAAAUUUUAUAAAAUAGGACGAAUUGCAAAAGCCAAUUUUUAUACUUUUAUAUUACGCCACGAAAGAGCAGUAUCAAAUCUUAGUUUGUAUCAAACUUUUUCAAAUUAUACACAACUUGAUAGUAAUAUGGGGGUAUAUAAGAAAUUUGAACAGAGUGUCUUCUGUAAAUGAACAAAUUUUCUGCCAUUCCCCAAAUUUUCUCUUUUUUUAUAUUUAUUUGCUACAAAUCUUUUAUCGUGCUCAGUAUUUUUACCUUUUUCGAUUAGAAUAGUUUCAGUAGCAUGUAUGUAUCCAUUAGAGAAAUCCUAAUAACAUUUAUUAAUUUACUGCACCAUGUUGUAAGAACUCUUCUUGAAACUAUAUAGAGUCUAUGGCCAUCAUAACUGAAAACCAUAUUGUUAGACAUGGAGAAUCUCCUCUCCUUUUGGUGGAUUUAGGCAAAUUCUAUAUUACCGGUCAUUGCCUAUAUUCUUAAAUCUCAUGGAAUAGAGAAAUUGUUCACUUAUUACCUGGAAAUAUUCAUUCACUCUUUAGAAAUUUUGAUUUGAUCUGAAAAUGUAUACGUAUUAUCUGGAUAUUUUGUAUUGUUUCGAAAGCAUCACUUACUAAUAAGAAAGGACUCCGCAGAAACCUUAUGGGAACUGGCCAUCAGUGGAAAUUAAAAGUCCAUGAGUCUCUAAAAAUUCGUUCUUUCAAGUUACGUGAUAUGUUAAUUUGGUGUAUAUACUCUAGUUUUUCUGUUAUUGCGUGGAUUUGAGACUGGCUUAUGUACAAGCCUGCGUAGAAUCUUAACGUUUGGUAAAAUUGCUACAUUUGAACUAUGGACGUCCGACAAAUUAAUAGUUGCUUUUGUGUAGAUUUUUAAGGAAUCGUUCGGAUAUAGCUAAUAUUUGGAUCAUGUCUAACCCAAAAACCGUACAAUACUGGCUACGUGAGCACAAAUAGGCAGGUGCAGUAAUAUCCAGUAAUAAGAUCGUUUUCAUCUUCUUCAUCAUUAUUUAAAAGUGAACUAACGCUUUGCAGAGUUUCUAAAUCUUGAGUAAAUUCUAUCCUGUAUGUAUGAUGCUGCGAGGUUCACCUGAUAUACGCCAGUAGUAAAAUGUUUUAGGUAUUGCACAUCCAGCACAGUAAAUUCUGGAACAUCAUUAGGAUUAAUCCAUUGACCAUUUCUUCUUGUUAAAUUGUCGACUUCCACAAGCCCAUGCAUAAUAUUUGGAAUUUGAACCCAUCGUACAUUUUUACUAACAAUACGUAAAGCAUCUUCAGUGAUAAGUUGUCUUGUCGCUGACCAGGUAAGAGCAUGGCUGGCACUUGACAGUAGAUAUACUUAUACUAUCUAAUAUAUUCACACGGGAUAUGUUUAGUUAUUUCAAGAAGUUGGCUACCAUCACGGUCUUCUAACAGCCUUGGUCUCCUAACAUAAUGCCACCAUUUUCAAACCAUUUUAAGGCAUUUCCGUCUUCUUCGAAAUUAUGACGUAGUAUUUCAGCAUCGUUAUUCCGCGAAUCAGAAAAAUAAGGCCCAAAAAUCCAUCUGGAGCGACGACAAGGUUAGGAUUUAAGAAGGUGUUUGUGCUUACGAACUGAAAAUGAUUGACGCAAAACACGACAUGACAGUAUGUCGAAUCCACUAAAGCAAGGGCAAUCCAUCACUGAACGAAGUUUGCAUGGAAACAGAAGCAAAUCUUUUUUUGCAUACAUAACGUUUUUUACCAUUUGGAAGCAGGAUAGUGGUGAGCUUUUAUACUCUUCUCAUUUAUAAAUCGUGUUUUCGUGGCAGCAACAUCUGCCAACUUAUUUACAAAUGGUAGCAUUUGAUUACCUUUAAUAUAGUGCAGACCACGUAACAGAAGUGUUGAGAUCAUUUCAUCUAAAUGAUGCCUACAGCAUCUAAUAUUUUCAAAAAUAUAAAUUCUCUGUUCGGCGAAAACAUUGACUCCGCUGUAGUCCACAGCCUCUAUAAAUCAUCUUCGUCAUGACCAAUGACACAUCGGCGGUUCGCUGUUUGUGUUAUUACAUUUAAUUUACGAUAUGUGGGAUCUGCUUCUCUUAUUGCAAUUUCAUUUGUAAUCGAUAUGUUACAGUUAGUGCAUAAAAUGGAUCUGUAAAGGCGUGUGAUUUAUUCCAACAAGCCUAGUAACAGCUAUUUCCCUUUUUAAAAUAUUAUUGUCUUCCUCAACAUUAAAACUGACCAUAUUUCUUGGUCUUCAUGCUAUAUCGCAUAAAAAACUAUGUAUUCAUGGAGGUCUUCCAGCCAUCUCUCAGUACUCAGUUGAGGGCAAAAGAAAACCUUUUUUAAAGCAGGGAAGUUAGUUUGACAGUAAACUUUAACUUAAUUACAAAAAUUUAUGGUUGCUAUGACAUUAUUUGUGUGUUUUACUGAUCAAGUUUACCAUUACUGCAUUUCAUAGCGAUCCCUCUCAAUAAGUAGAGUAUAUGUAAAGGUAGAUUAAGUUGAAAUGUGACAUAGGUCAAGAGCUGUCAUUCUGCAAGAUUUCACGACAUUCCACUAAGGGCCAGUUCCCAUGAGGUUUCUGCGGUAUCCUUUUCACUUAUUACCUGGAAAUUUCUAUUUUUUAAAUUCUUGCCUCAUUUGGAAAAUUUUACUUACUAUCUGGAUAUUUCUACUUAUUGUUAAAAAAAAGUUAUAUUUUCACUUACCUGGAAAUUCUGACUUUACAUUUCAAUAUUUUCAUUUUUUGAAGAUUGCAUUUGGAAAAUUCGACUUAUUAUUCGAUUAUCCGAAAAUGUUCUUUUCUUGCAAUCUACACUUAUUAUUUAAAAAUAGUUACUUAUUAUUUGGAAAUAUCCAUUUACUAUCUGUAUUGUAUAUAAUUCUAGAGAGAAAAAUAUAAAUUGUCUAAAAAUUCGUUAAAAUAUUUGAUAUUGACACUAAUUUUUCUUAUUCCUUUCCUCCCAUUAAAUUUAAGAAUACAACUCUAUGAAAUCAAGAGAAAUUUCAAUUCUAAAUCUCCAAUCUUCAAUUCAUUUAAGUUUUGAAUUUGCGAAAAAAUUGUCGCAAGGGUUUGUAUAGGCGUUUUCCAACGAAUGGAGUUAAAUUCGCAAUGCCUGAUGUAUUUUUUACGAAUUAACGAGAAAAGUAAAUAUGGUUUUCGGUUUUAAAAAAGUGAAAACCCUAUUAGGGUUAUCGUGCAGCCAAAGACAUACAUAAAGAAAACUUUAUUAUUUCAAUAUUACCGUCUUAGAAGUACCAUACCUAUCCUUUUCUUACGAACAUUAUAUUGACUACUUUUGCAAUUAGUUCUACCCAGAUAUUUACGUAAUUUAUCAGACUAUUAAAACUAAGUUGUUAACAAUGGUGCAAAUUAUUAGAAACGAUUUUUUAAAAAAUGAAUCAGUAGUCAGCUCAAGUAAUUCCUGGUUAAGAAGUUUUCGAUGAUUAUUUUAAGCUCACCUAAAUUUGUCAAAAUAGAAUUAUUUAGAUUUAACUUUGUGUCUAAAAGGUAAGCUCUAAAAUUUAAUUUUAUGGGUUGUGAUGUGGAAAAUGUAUAUCAUUACGCAUUGAUUCAUAAUGCUGGUUUAUUGAUUAACCAAAAUUGACCAUUGCAAUGAUAAGUUUACCUUAUAGAAAAAAUUAAAUUUUCUUCUUAGGUCAAUUUUGGUACUAGUCCGAAUUAACUAAAAAACUAUAAUGUUCCUCUUCUUGCACAAGUCAAUUUAUCUCAAAGAGUAUCUGCCCUGCUUAUCCAAAUUUCCGGUUUAGGUUAAAACUUAAUUUCCAGUAUUGUUCGUGCCAAAAUUACUGUUUAAGGAAGACAGGGUACGCUAAAACGUUUCGCCUUUAACCUACGAAAUUUGAAUGCACAUUAUAUUUCUGAUCUUUUGCACACAAAAAAAAACUGUGUAGACAAUACUUACAUUUUCAACUAUGGCCACAUUACUCCAAGGUUAGUAAAAUGAAGACAAAUAUGUCAAAUAUCUAGCUGUAGGUGUCAAAAAUAGUUUGAUUUUAUUUGAAAUGCUUGUAUUAUAUCCCAAGAAAAUUAGACAUAAUAGGAAAAACUAUGGGGCAUUAAUUAAUAAAAAGCCAAAUCCAUCUUAUCAUCAUAUAAAUUGCUUUUAUUUUAAUUGAUGUUCCUUAGGAAAAUAUUUUUUAACAGUAAUGUCUAACUGUCUUGGACCAAAAUAUCCACAAAAAAUACAUACGAAGUGUUCAUUAUUUAGAGUUUACGUUUUCAAGAGAGAUAUGUCUUUCAUAUUAUAUAUAACCCGUUAAUAUUUAUAAUAAACGUUAUUUUAUUUUGGCAAAUAAACGGUGAUGUUAUCGACAGCCUUGGCAAAGAUAUAGUUCUUUUCACAGAUCCUAAAAUUGUAUCACAAUUAAAAACCGGUGGAAAGAACUAUACUUAGUACGUAAUUAGCGAUGUCAAGAUCUUGAAAAAAAAAGACGAAUAUUAACACUGUCGUAUAUUAUAGAUUAGAGUAGGAUCAUUGAAGAGGCAGUGUUAUACUGUAAUAAAAACGUUAAAAAAAAUUGUGUUUAACUUGUAAAGACUAUUGCUUGUUUAUAUUACCAUUUUCUAUGCCUUUUUAACAAUAUAUUCUGUUAAGAAGUGUCUGCGAAAAAGAACCUAUAUUUGCGCAAAUUAAUUUGUUGUGCUUAAUUAUUAUAGUACUAUACAGCAAUCGAAUUCGACAAUAUUAUUUUACUCAUAAUCUAGAUAAACACUUAAAUUUGUACUACAUGGUUGUGACUGAAAAACUUACAUUCUUUAACAAAAUUGUCAAUAAAUUACGCCAAUGGUAUUGUUUAAUGUUUAAAUCAAAUUACAGUUUAGUUAAAAAAAAAACAAGCACUGUCAAUAAAUGGCCAAAAACUAAUAAUAUAGGUAAUAUGUGCCAAUUUUUAUAUUAAAAAUUCCAUUUUGGGAAGUUUAGCAUGUUUGUUUUAGUCUUAGCUUUUAUUUUUGUGAAUAAACAGUGGCAAAACAACCCUAUAUACUGAGAACAAGAUGAAUAAAAUAUAAAACCCCUAAGCGAAAACUUGCCAUGAUAUUGUAGAGGAAUUUGCCAAACAACGGGCUUCCAAAAAAGUGAUUUAAUAUGAACUUUUUUAUAACUUUUUAGCGGACACUUUUAUUACUUUGUAAUUUAAUUCGCUAGUGCCAAUGUUGGUUUGUAAAUUUCGUAUGUUAGUUUAAUUAAUUAUUGUCGUGUUACUUUAGAUAAUUAAAUGUAUGAAUUUAAUUUAUUCAAAAUAACAGUUACAUAUAGAAAAAAUAUUAUUAAUUUGUUUGUAAUUUAUUCUUACAGUUUGCUAAAAUAUCAUAAUUGUUAAAAUGUUUUCAGGUUGUGUGCUUACUAAAAGGAGUAUGGACAUAAUAAUAUAUAGAAAUUCAUAGCUUUGUCAUAUUUUCUGAAAAUGUUAGUAUGUUAUGAUCAAUGACUUCUCAUCAAAUGGCGGCAAUUUUGAUUCUGUUCUUUUAAUUUAUUUAUAUUUAUUAUCACGAAAUAGGCUAGGUUAAGGAUAAUUCAACGCCUCAUGUAGAUGCCUAAUUAUGGGUGGAGAUCACAAUUAAUAUCAUAAAGUAAGGAAAUUUUGGCACAUUUUGUAUUGACUAAGUACAUUUGAUAUCCCACGAGUGAGAGAAAAGGUAGAUUAGUAUCUGGUCCCUAUACGGGGAAUGUGUAAAUAAAUUUGUUCGGACUGAUAGUCCUGACGUAGAGUUACAGGAACUUCAUUAAAUCUGCUAAGCAUAAUCUUAUGGUUACCACGAUCAGGGUAAACACCUUCCUCCCUAAAGAUUAAAUACUUAAAAAAUCUUCUUUGCACAAAUAUAGGCGACCAUAUGAUGGAACCGUAAUCCAACUUAGCUCUGACAUAAGCAUAAUAUAACAGCCUGAGUGUAGAUAUCUGAAAAAAAAAUUUGAUAAUAUCUUCUGAAACCCAUUGAUUUAGACACUGAUUUUUAAUCAUCUGAUCAAUAUGUGGAACAAAAGAUAAUGUAUCAUCAUAUACCAUCCCUAGUUCAUUCACCUCAACAAGCCUAUUUAAGGAAGUAUCAUUGAUGCAGUAGGUAAAUAGAGUUGGGUUUGUUUGGUUUGAUAAGAUUAAGGUCAAGGCUAUUUGUUAUAUACCAUUGACAAAUUGCAUUAAGACAUUGAAGGGCGGCUCAAUCUGCUAGAGUGAUAAUACGCAGAAAAAUCUUGGUAUCGGCAUAGGGCAGCAUUAUGCAAUAAAAAAAAGAUCAUUUAUGAAGAUAAAUGACAGUGGCCCUAGACUUAAUCGAAUCAUGACAAACUGCCAAUGCCUAUAUAAGGUAUAUAUAAGGUAUAUAUGCUAUAUAAGGUAGGAUUUUAUUAACCAGAUAGAGAAUCCAAAUUGUUCAGCUGUCUUCAUUAAUAGAAUAAAUAUGUUAAUUAGAUCAAAGGCUUUGCGAAAAUCGGUGUAUAUUACAUCUACCUUUCCUACGAGGAAAAAGUACAAAGAUCAGUCAUACAUGAUCUUUUGGGAUAGAAUAACAUAAGAGUAGGACACCAUAAGAAGCAAUUUUAAUAAAGAUGGAGUGAGGUAAGGAUGUAUACUAUCCCCCACGUUGUUAAAUGUUUACUCCGUAUUGUGAUUAAUUAACGGCCGACGUUUGAACAACAUCAGAUACGCAGCCGAAGCAGUGAUAUUCGCAGACAAUCUAUAAGGCCUACAAAUACUGAUGACACGUAUAACUAAAAUUAGCCAAUAGUACCGAUUAGACCUAAACACAAAAUAUUUGGUUUUAGCAAACGUCUAGGCUUAAAUGCACAUCUGACUAUUAAUCAACAGCCAAAUUAAAAGUGUAAAGUUAUACAUAUUUUAGUACGAUUGUAAACGGUCAAAGCCACUCCUUGAAAAUAAGGCAAUGUAUAGCAAAAGCACAAGCAGCUAUAAAACUGAACACUGUCUUCAAAAGCCGGAGCGGAGGCUUGGACGCUUUUGGAAGCAGCUAUAAAAAAAACUGGAACCAUUCUAAAUGUGGUGUAAUGGACGCAUCCUACGCCAAAUAGGAAAGGAAUACGAAGUUACUACCCCAAUUAAAAAACGUAAAUUGGAAUACCUAGACCAUAUUAUGAAGAACGAACAAUGAUAUGGCCCUGCUCCAAUUAAUUCUACAAGGAAAAGUGUACGGCAAGAGGGGACCAGGGGGAAGACGAAUCCCCUAGCUUUAAAACCUAAGAAAAUAGUUCAAAAUGACCACGACUGGACUCUGCCUCACAUCCGCCAACAAAAUAAGAAUUAGGAAGUUUUUUAUAUCAGAAAUAACGUGUAAUUUCGAUAUUAUUUUUUACUUAUUUAGUUACUUGUGAGCCAAGCUGAAAUAGCUACGUAAAACGCAACAAAAAUCGUCUCGCAAUGAAAACUGAAUUCGACGGACGCUUGUCUCGAGGUCAAAGGAGAUGUGUAUUAUGACGUCAUCGCCGCAUCUCAAACUUUAUAAGGAUAAGAAUUCAUCUUCAAAAAAGAAAGAAAGAAGGAAAAUAAUUUAAAAAAUCAAAAGCAUAUAGUUUUAAAGCUAUAUAUUAGAAAAUGUUAAAAAUCGAAACUUCCUAAUUACCUUGUUAGUCGCCAACAUUCAGAAUGAAUAGCAACUGCAAGAAGAAGGGUUUAUAAAAUUUAUUUUUCCAUCAUUUUCAUUCCAUCAUUUAGAAAAUUAAAAGUUGUAAAUGUCAGAAACCCGAUAAAAAGUAGUCGUUAAAGCCCUUAAAUUAAAGCAUCACAAGACCCACUUUUCUCUUUGAAUUCUUUCCAAGAUGCCAUGUGCAAUUAUCAUUUUUAUACGAAAAAAACAAAUAUUUGAUUCCAAUUUGUUUAAUUAGCAUACAUUAAAGAACAUCGCAUGUAUUUGGCUCCCAGUGCCACCUUUGACUUAAAAUUUUGAAAAUUAAGAACUUCAGUUCAGACUUGUCGCCAUUUAGACUUUUGAUCAGGAAUUAAUGAUUAUAUAAUAAUAUACUAAAUUUUCAUAAAAUUUGAUACAGCUAUGAAAACUCAUCUUUUCUGUGAAUGGUCCAUUUAUUUAAGAAUUUCAAAAACUGAAUAUAUUCUGAAAUAAACGAAAUAACCUCACUGUUAUUUUCUUACAGCUGCCAUAUAAUAUGCAUGAAUAUGGGCAUUAGAUAACUCCGGAAAAGAAUAAAAACGAUUUUUGCAAUUUUAUUUUUUGUGGGCCAUUUCUCUCUGGAAAUAUUCCAAUAAUAUAUUUUUUAAUAGAUGUUCGGUUAAUAAUAUCGAUUAUCUGACUUAAACAUUUAUUAUCAUAGAAAAAUAGAAAAUUUUAAUAAUCGAAGUCAUUAUUAGAGAUAACCUUUUCCCAUCUUUCUGCCAAGGAAUGGACUCCUUGUCAAAAGAAGCGUUCGUUUUUCAAAGCCAACCAUCCAUCAAUCCAAAUUUCGAAAGAUUAGAAAAUCUCUGAAAGUCCAUGCAUUGGUUGAAAUAAGUGAUAGAAGGAACCAAAUCUGGAGAAUUCAACGGGUGGAGGAAGACGUUUCAUUUAAUGUUUUUCAAAUAUUCUUUAACACACUUUGCAACAUGAGUUCGAGUAUUGCAUUAUAUUGCAAGCAUUGUCAUGUUGAAAUAUAACUUUGUCGUGCCUUUGGGCCUACUCUGGACGUUUUUUCCUUCAACGCGCGAUUUAAUUGUUCAACUGUUGAUGGUCUACUUCACCAGUAAUUGUUUCACCAGGUUUAAGCAAUUCGAAAUAAACAUCACCCUUACUAUCCCACAAAAUACAAAGGAUAACAUUUUUUUCUGUGGAUAUUGCGUACAGAUUGUGAUGUUGAUGGCUGACCCAUGAUGCCAUGCGCUUUGGAUUGUCAAAGUAAAUCACUUUUCAUCACCUGUCACGACUCGAUGUAAAAAACCGUCUGGCGAGCAAAAUUUUACAAAUGGUUUUUUGCCUUUCAAUGUAUCCUCCUUUAACUCAUAAGAAAUACAUUUUUCUUCUUUUUGAAUCUUACCCAAUGCGUUGAAACCAUCGUUCACAAGUUUUUUAACUAACAAUCGCUAACACUUAGCAGCCGUUUUAUUCAAAUAAAAGAAUGUAAUAACGCUUUCCCGCAAAAUACUAAAGUAAAAUAUACUAAAUAACAAAGUGGCUUUGAAUCGCAUCUGUUUACCCUUCAAAACACAGCAGAUGUCACUAGUGUUCAGCUACUAAUAUACCUGUAACGCCACCUCCAAAUAAAAUCGACAUUAUUAACCGAAACCCUAUUAAAUUACACUACUAAUAAAGUUAUUUUCUAGCCUCAUAGGUACAUGAUUUUACCACUCAAACUAGCCGUCUACAAUAAAUAACUUGUGGAGAAAAUGAUGUGAGCAACAGAGAUAGCACAUAAAGUUUGAUUGAUUUAUUAAUAAAUAUUUGAAAACCAUUCACAAUUUAAAAUAUUUCAUGCACUAAAAAUGUAGAAAACAAUGCUCAUAUAUCAAGUCUUAAAAUAAUUUGUCUAAACAAGUUGUUCUGACUUCUUUUUAUUCUGUCCAUAAUAUUGUUCAGCAAAUUUUAAGGCAAUAAUAAUAUUCGUAUUUAAUUAAAACAUUGAUAAGAAAAAUAUUAAUAAUUAUGUAGCAGCAUUAACAUUGCUGAUGAAAAAUGCUCAAAAGUAGUUAUAGCCUUAUUAAAACUUAAUAUAAAAGAAGCACGCCUUUUGAACCAAUCCAAUAUCCUAAUAAGCAUAAUUCAGAAAUAUUUAAAAGUUUUCUCAAUAUAAUAGUGGCCCUGAUAAAAGACACUUUUGUUAGUUGAAAAACAGUCAAGAAAACAUAGUCUAUGUGUAUCUGAAUCUACAGUUUACUUCUCUAAAGUAACCAAAUUGUGUUGUUUAACUUAUAGUAAUAAAAUUAAUUUAUUAGAAUUAAAAUCAACAUGUAAAUGAAGAUUGCAUCAAUUUUUAUAUUCAAUUGUGAGGAAUGAUUAUAUUGGAAUGUUACAUAGUUGAAUUAUAGGUCAUUUAUUGGAGUUAUACUCAAUAUCUUUAAACAAAUUGUGUUAAUAAUUAGUAGUGUAUAUUUUAUAUAGGCUGUUUUGAAUUACUCAAAUUGUGCAAAUACGUAACGGAUUUUUGGCUGCGUUCAAAAAGCAAUAAGAACGUUUAAUUUUAGUUUAUUCGACCCUUAAAAUCACUAUCGGUAGGGCCUAAUGUUGUCAAUAAGAUGUGUGUUAAUUUGCCACAAGGGUCAUGGAAUUCGAAAUGAAAAACAGUGACAUAAUGUAUAUUUUGGCAAUAAUAAAUCGGGAUUUAAAAAUAUGAUUUAUUGUUGUAUACAUUAAUAAAUCGUGUAAAAUAUUUUUUGGCAUGUAUCUUCAAACAAGAAUUUAGUCAAUGCAAUGGUAAUUUUACAAGUAUUAUAACGAAUUGACCUUUAGCUUUAUUUCUGUAAAUAUUUUGGUAGUAUUUCAGUUUUUUAAAAGUUAUUGUAAUAAAAAAUGUUUAAUAUAACCUUUUAAUUUAAA
This is a messenger RNA of Anthonomus grandis grandis, 12627 nucleotides long. It is a transcript of the gene nAChRbeta1, whose product is annotated as acetylcholine receptor subunit beta-like 1. Gene Ontology annotation, molecular function: transmembrane signaling receptor activity; acetylcholine-gated monoatomic cation-selective channel activity. NCBI's taxonomy places the organism in Eukaryota, Metazoa, Arthropoda, Insecta, Coleoptera, Curculionidae. Gene Ontology annotation, cellular component: neuron projection; postsynaptic membrane; synapse. The coding region runs from base 252 to 1811 and encodes 519 amino acids. Gene Ontology annotation, biological process: regulation of membrane potential; signal transduction; nervous system process. The transcript is spliced from 10 exons. The record is from RefSeq and is a predicted model, not a curated record.